GAAAAACGAGUUUUAAUGACUACGACCUAAGUGUAUGUAAACUUCUGACUUCAACUGUAGCAAAAUUCCAAAUGCCAACAAAGUAAAACAUCUCAUUGCAUAGCAGUAUCAAAGCAGGUCCCCCUCUCCCACCACACAGGGAACCCCACAUUCUUCUAAAUUCCCACCAACUUGAAAUAUCCCACAGACAUCAAUUCAACGUCUAUUUCAUGUUGGUUCAAUGUAAUUUAAUUGAAAUCACAUGGAACAAAUGUUGAUUCCCCCAUUGUGUGCCCGGUGGGAUGGUGACAGAGAAAUUAUGAGAGCAAGCAGGUCAGUAAGGAAGACAACAGACUACAAUGACGGAUGGAUAUUUAACAGUAUGACGUAUAUAUGACACGUUAUGUUAUUGCAUAUGCUUAAUGCAAUAGGAUGUGUCAACAUAAAGGACCAGGUUGGAACAGAAGGAUAUUAUCGCAUUUGAACAUGCUCAAAUGGGGCGAGCGCGGACUUCCUUCCUUAGUUGUGGCGAUAUCAUAUCCCCAGUGCUUCCCCUCUCUUGCGUUCAAGAACAUGAUGCAAUAAUGGCAGAAGGAGUACAAGAGUGAGGAGAGAAGGACGACUGAGACGUGGAGGCAAAUGGACGGACGGGCAGUCAGAUAGACGGACAGAUAAAACAUUUACAAAAUAGCCAACGAUUGCACUUCCUGUGGAUUUGCUCUGAGAAGAUCAAUGGUAAAACGAAGAUAACUCCGCAGGUGAACCAGCUCAUAAAGGAGGAUCAGAUGGUGACAGGGGUCUCAGCAGCCAGGAAGCUAGGGGAGACCAGUCUGUGACAGAGUAGUGAGGACUGCUAAUCCCGAAGAUCUACAAACCACAGAUUCUUCAACUCCCUCCCAAAAUGGCGUCAGACCUCUCCAUCUCCGCUGGCCCCCCAAGCUCCCCUCCACCUCUCCUCUCGCCUCCUCUCCUUUCUCACCUAUCAAACCAGAUCGGCAUCUCCAUCCUGGUCCUAGCAUUCGUCCUCGGUUUCCCCGGUAACCUGUUUGUUGUGUGGUCGGUGCUGUGCCGUGUGAGGCAUCGUUCAGUUACCUGCCUGCUCGUCUUAAACCUCGCCGUGGCCGACGCGUUGGUGUUGCUAAGCUCCCCGCUUUUCCUGCGCUUCCUGGCAGGCGGGCGAGGCUGGGAGUUCGGGGCGGUGGCCUGUAAAUUGGUGCACUACCUGUGCUGUGUCAACAUGAACGUGUCCAUCUACCUGAUCAGCCUGAUGAGCUUGGAUCGCUGGCUGGCCGUCGCAAGGCCCUUCCUGGCCCAGAGGAUGAGGACAAAGAAAACCCUGAUGGCCGUUCUACUAGGGAUCUGGGUGCUGGCUUUCGUCUUUGCACUGCCCAUGGCCUUCUAUCGCAGUAACCUGAAGCUGCACUUGAACAGCUCUGUGACCGUCUGCAUGUCGUACCACUGGAAAAGUGUGGGUCACCAGGUGUUCCAGUACCUGUUUGAGACCGUCCUGGGCUUCUUCCUCCCCUUCACUUUCAUCAUCGUCUGCUACACCUCUGUCAUCUGUGGACUACGCAGGGCCAUGUUCCAGCACAAGGGACGGGGAAACCGUCUCAUCCUCCUCAUCAUCGGCACCUUCGCUCUCUUCUGGCUGCCCUACCACGUGGUCAACAUCUUACAGGUGAUUGGUCUACUUGGUGGUAACGACACUCUGUUUAAAGCAGCCGCGGUGGCCCGUCCCAACGUCACAGCACUCGCUUUCCUGAGCAGCAGCGUGAACCCUGUACUGUACGUAUUCGCUGGCAGCUCCCACAUCCGCCAGGCCGGUCUCAGCUUCAUGGCCAAGCUCUUCGAGGGCACCAACAUUGAGGGAGGGACCUCUGCCUCCUUUACCCGCAGCACAAAGUCCAGCCGGAGUAGUUCUUCAGCCCCACUCAAGCUGGGGCGGUCGGGGAAGGGGGGGGAUGGGAAUAGUGUGACGGAGCUGCAGGAAGUCAGGGUUAAGUCCAAGCCGGAGCUCAAGACUUUGACAUCCAAUGAUCCGUUGGAGUAGUGUUACUUUUUGUGGCCUACUGUACUAGUCAUAGGUUAACCGUAUUUAAUGUAUUUCACAGAUCUUUGAUACAAUUUGUGCUUUAUAGCUCGCGUUUGUGGUUGCCUCCAUGCAAUUUCUGGAUAAAAAUAUUAUAAAAUACACUUAAUGUUUUAACCUGUUGACAAAUCGAGUCAGUAUAGCGAUUUCUUCAAGGAAGGAGGGAAGGAAUUGUUCGAGACACUUACACGCAAGGUAGAGGGGAGAGUGUGGUAAGUUGAGACACCCUUGUUUCUCGGAAACCAUACACAAAAUUAAUAAUUUGACCCAAUAUUUUAUGGUGUACGUGAAGGAUGAAACCACAUGGGAAAAGCAAGUUAGGUCCAAAAAAUGGAUUUUCACCAAGUCAAAUGAAUUUAUUGUGUUAGAGUUUAUAUGAUGCUUGUAUCUAAACCAAAGUAGAUCAUUUUCAGAUUGUUCUAUACAUCAGUUUUGGUCUCGAUAAGCUUCAACAUGAGGUCCUAAACCUAGCAUGAAAGUGCAUCCUUGUAGCUGUGUGGGCUAAUAUAGUCAAUGUUUGUUUUGGGGUAAGUUGAGCCAAUGGCUAGUUGAGCAAAUUGAAGUGUUUUCUUCUCAUGCGUAAUGCAAGGCAUUAUCACUGGGAUAUGAGGUAACAACAGGGCCUUGCCUAUGUUAAACGUGUUUUAAAAAAGUACAGAAGUGUUUGUUAGGCAUUUAGCCUGUGUUAAAAUAUGCUUAAAUUAUUUAAAGAGAAAAAAGUGAUUGUAAUUCUGUUGAUACGUGUUUGGGAAAUAAAGAUGUAAAUAAAGACAUGGUUUUAAAAAUUAAAGACAUGGUUUUAAAAAGGUAGUGGUAAUAUUUUAUUCAGUACAGAAUUUUUUAGGCAGCUUUACUUACCACUUUCCUGCGGCUCAACUUACACCAUACAUACCCAGUUUAUUUUUUAUCUUUUAUACAAGCUAUGUUUUCCAAAACUGUAAUAUUUACAUGGAUUAUGAUUAUUUCCAAGGAUAUACAACAUCCUGAAGAAUAUAGUGAUAACUUUGCUAGAAAGAAUACUAUAUUUACCUUGACGGGGUGAAACUGAAUGUAAACAAUGGCUCAACUUAUCCCAAUGACUUGAGCUGUGUUUGGAAACUCGAAUUUGCACGAUGAUCUCAUUAUUCUAAUCAUAGUUAAUUAUUACAAAAUAUCUGAGCAGGCGAAGCCGUGUGGAACAGUUGCCAGCUAUUGAUGCACCAUUAUUCAAAUGCUUUCACCACACAGAUUCUAAAACAUCACAUACAGUGACUAACCUCAACAAACAUAGCAUACUGUAACAAGCAAUAACAGAAUGCAUUAGAUAACUUUGUACUUUAGGUGUCAAUAGUAAGGGAGAGUGGGGUAAGUUGAGCAAGUCUUUACAUUCAGCAUCACUACAUCAAGGGAAAUACUAUAUUAUUCCUAACAAAGAUAUCUACAUAUAUUUCAGGAUGUUUUGUAUCCUUGGAAAUAAUCAGAAUUCAUGUAAACAUAACAUUUUUUAAAACAUAGCCUUUCCAAUUGGCACAAUUUACACUGGGUACGGGGUAAGUUGAGCAUAGGGACAGGGUAAGUUGAGAUGCCUUGGGGAUAGUGGGUGAUGGUGCUGGUAGGUCAAAGUUUAGAGAAGUAGUCAAAUCAAAUCUUAUUGGUCACAUACACAUGGUUAGCAGAUGUUAAUGCGAGUGUAGCGAAAUAGUUGUGCUUCUAGUUCCAACAGUGCAGUAAUAUCUAACAAGUAAUCUAACAAUUCCCAACAACUACCUAAUACACACACAUCUAACAAGUAAUCUAACAAAUCCCCAACAACUACCUAAUACACACAAAUCUAAAGGGGUGAAUGAGAAUAUGUAUAUAUAAGUAUAUGGAUGACCGAGCGGCAUAGGCAAGGGGCAGUAGGUGGUAUAAAAUACAGUAUAUACAUGUGAUAUGAGUAAUGUAAGAUAUGUAAACAUUAUUAAAGUACCACUAUUUAAAGUGGCAUUGUUUAAA
Messenger RNA from Salvelinus fontinalis (brook trout), 4042 nucleotides. Its product is annotated as leukotriene B4 receptor 1-like. Bases 881 to 2029 code for a protein of 382 amino acids. The transcript has 5 exons. Gene Ontology annotation, cellular component: plasma membrane. The record is from RefSeq and is a predicted model, not a curated record. Gene Ontology annotation, molecular function: leukotriene receptor activity; complement receptor activity. Gene Ontology annotation, biological process: complement receptor mediated signaling pathway; phospholipase C-activating G protein-coupled receptor signaling pathway; positive regulation of cytosolic calcium ion concentration. NCBI's taxonomy places the organism in Eukaryota, Metazoa, Chordata, Actinopteri, Salmoniformes, Salmonidae.